AUUUCCAGGUCCGUCCAUCCAAUCAACAACAACAAGUGCAUCAAACGAAUCGAGUUGGAUCUUCCCAAUAAAGUGCUCGAAUUUUCCUCGUGAGGAUUGAAGAUUUCUCACUGACCAUGACCGACGCCAUCCCCAAAGAUCUCCGGCAAAUCCGGGCCUGCUUAUCGUGCUCACUCAUCAAGACCUUCGAGCAAUUCGAAAGCGAUGGUUGUGAUAAUUGCGACACGUUCUUGGGCUUGCGGCACAACCGUGAUAACAUCUACGACUGUACCAGCACCAACUUUGAGGGCAUGGUGGGCAUGUGCAAGCCCGAAGAUUCCUGGGUGGGCAAAUGGCAGCGCAUCAACCGAUUCAAGACGGGUGUGUAUGCCAUUUCCGUGUCAGGACGACUGCCCCAAGCCGUGGUUCGGGAUAUGCGGGCCAGUAAUAUCAACCACCGGAGUCGGGAUACCAGUAAACGAUAACGCUUCACUUUCUUUGUGUUUGAAUUCCAAUUCCGGCGCUUUUCGCUCAAUGCCUAAGUGGUGGCGGCCAAUGUAUUACGAAUAAAUCCAUUAGGUGCAAGUUA
This is a messenger RNA of Tigriopus californicus, 568 nucleotides long. RefSeq names its product transcription elongation factor SPT4-A-like (gene spt4). Bases 117 to 464 code for a protein of 115 amino acids. Gene Ontology annotation, biological process: mRNA processing; regulation of transcription elongation by RNA polymerase II; positive regulation of DNA-templated transcription, elongation. Gene Ontology annotation, molecular function: RNA polymerase II complex binding; zinc ion binding. The transcript is spliced from 3 exons. Gene Ontology annotation, cellular component: DSIF complex; nucleus. NCBI's taxonomy places the organism in Eukaryota, Metazoa, Arthropoda, Copepoda, Harpacticoida, Harpacticidae. The record is from RefSeq and is a predicted model, not a curated record.